This is a messenger RNA of Gryllus bimaculatus (two-spotted cricket), 261 nucleotides long. Lineage: Eukaryota; Metazoa; Arthropoda; Insecta; Orthoptera; Gryllidae. The record is from the annotation of a GenBank genome assembly.
AUGCUUGCUGGUCUGUUGUUUGAAAAGGUUGGCAACAGAAGCACAAUUAUUCACUCAUUUGUUGAUACUAAACUCUUGUUUCCGCGAGCUUCUGAGAAAUGUUGUGAUUGUUACGAAAUAUUUUUUUUCUUUAAAUUUCUGAUUAUUGAGAAACUGUUGGGAAUUCUUCCUAUUAUUUCAAAUGAAUGGAAUCCAAAUCUAUAUCCAGUUCCUCUGCAUCACAGGAGUUGUGGCAAAGAGGAGUGAUUAAAACCCAGAAGA